Salvia splendens (bonfire salvia) is the source of this 1202-nucleotide messenger RNA. RefSeq names its product tyrosine-protein phosphatase RLPH2. The transcript has 4 exons. Gene Ontology annotation, molecular function: hydrolase activity. The record is from RefSeq and is a predicted model, not a curated record. NCBI's taxonomy places the organism in Eukaryota, Viridiplantae, Streptophyta, Magnoliopsida, Lamiales, Lamiaceae. The coding region runs from base 72 to 995 and encodes 307 amino acids.
GGGGCAGGGGCAGGACGAAAUGUGAUGAUAAGCGAAUACAGUUUGUUUGUACUUUGUUUAUAGUUAGUUGAAUGGCUACACCGAGAACCGUAUGUUGCGUGGGCGACAUCCAUGGCUUCAUAACUAAGCUCCAGAGCUUGUGGUCUAACCUCGAGCAAGCAGUUGGCUCCCCUGCUUUCCAAUCUGCUCUAAUUAUCUUCCUGGGCGAUUACUGCGACAGAGGCCCCAACACCAACGAAGUCCUUGAUUUCCUCAUUUCACUCCCCUCCAAUUACCCUAAUCAGCGCCAUGUCUUCCUCUGCGGCAACCAUGACUUCGCUUUCGCCGCCUUCUUGGGCCUUCUCCCCGCUCCCAUCGACGGCUCCGAUUUCUCCGCCACGUGGACGGAAUACGCGAUGAAUGAGGAGAGAGAGGGGUGGUACAAGGGCCACGGCUACGAGAAUAUGCAUCUGCAAGGGAGGAGGUGGGCGGGUAGGAUGAUUGGCUUCAAUCGCGCCAAAAACACCGAUUAUCAGGGCUCCAUUUACGAUGCUGCCCCUACUUUCGAAUCCUAUGGUGUUCCCCAUGGAUCUGCAGAGUUGAUGAAGGUAGUUCCGGACGAGCACAAGAAGUUUCUUACUGAUUUGGUUUGGAUUCAUGAAGAGGAAAAUGUAAGUAUAGAGACAGAAAAAGGAUUAAAGAGCUGUAAACUGAUAGCUGUACAUGCUGGUUUGGAGAAAGGUAAAGGGGUCAAAGAGCAGCUAGGUUAUCUGAAAGCCAAGGAUACAAGGAUCCCUAAAGUCGAACCCCUUAGUGGAAGAAAGAAUGUCUGGGACAUCCCGGAGGAAUUGAGUGAAACUCCAACUAUUGUGGUGAGUGGUCACCAUGGAAAGGUCCAUAUUGAAGAGUUGAGGUUAAUAAUUGAUCAAGGAGGUGGUAUGGUGAGUAACCCAGUGGCUGCUAUUGUGCUCCCAUCAAAGACCCUCGUGCUCGACACUGAACAAUUGGUGAAAUAAUCUCUCUAAUUUUCCAUCAGUUUCAUCAGAAACACUGAGAAUGUCAUGCUGUUUUUGUCGACUGAGCAGUUUCUUGGAUGGGAUUAGGGUUUAAGGUUUCUUAUAAGCUUCUAAUUAUCUUAUUACUUUUGUUGUUUGUUCUGAAGAGCUUGUUAUAGCCUCAUUCAUACGUUCAUCUAUAUUAAUGUGGCUGCCAGAAUUUGAUAA